CCGCCCCCAUCUCGGUCCAACUCUCCCUCUCUACAACCAGGCAGCCCUUUCCCGUGUCCUCCCUCCCCUUCUCCUCCUCCUCCUCCUCCUCCUCCAUUUUGCUAGCUCGGUCUGUGACUAGAGCCCGAGUCACCGCCCGCCUGUCGGGGACGGCUGAAAGUGGGUGUAAGAAGGAGAAGAAGGGUGGGAGGGCUCCGGGGAGAAGAAAUGUACCUAUGAACAACAGUCCAGAAGACCCGAAGAAGGGCCGAGGACUGUUCUUGGCGGUGUGGAAAAAGGGCAAGACUUUUUAAAUUGGGGUUCUCCCCCUUUUCCCCCCAUGGAAAAGGGGGCGGCUGUUUACUUCCUUUUUUUAGAAAAAUAUUUUUUCCUCCUUCUUUCACACGCUAAGUUGUUUGUUUCGGCCGUGGUGGGAGCUGUGGAAGGUGGCGGGAGAACCGGACCCCUAGAUGAGCUGGUAUUAACUGAUGGACUCAAAAGAAUCGUUAAGUCCCUCCCUUGGAGAAGAAACCACCAAAAGUAUACAUGGUCGGAAGAGAGGAAAUGUAAUGGACUUUUAUAAAUCCAUAAGGGGUGGAGCUACUGUCAAGAUUCCUGCAUCUUCAUCCUCACUGGCUGCUGCUUCUCAAUCAGACUCUAAGCAGCAACCUCUUUUGGGUGACUAUUCUAAAGGAUCAGCAAGCAGUGCACCGCAGCCAGACUUAUCCAAGGCAGUGUCUCUAUCAAUGGGACUCUAUAUGGGUGACACAGAUACAAAAGUAAUGGGAAAUGAUCUGGUAUUUCCUCAGCAGGGCCAAAUUGGUGAAACAGAUUUUAGGCUUCUUGAAGAGAGCAUCGCAAAUCUCAGUAAGUCAUCCAGGGUAUCCCAAAGCCCCAAGAGUUCAGCAUCUGCUACAGAUAAUGAAUUUCCAACAACAUCUAAUUUUGAUAAAGCUUUAGAAAAGCCGACUUUUAAAAAGGGCCCGAUUGGCACUUCUGAUGGCAAUGCAAAAUUGUAUACUGAAGACCAAAGUACCUUUGAUAUUUUACAGGAUUUGGAAUUGUCUGCUGGGUCCCCAAAUAAGGAGGCAAAUGAGAGCCCAUGGAGGUUAGACCCCUUGCUAGACGAAAACUGUUUGCUUUCUCCUUUAGCAACAGAUGAGUCAUUUCUUUUAGAAGGAAAUGCAAAUGAAGACUGCAAGCCUCUUAUUUUGCCGGACACUAAGCCUAAAAUUAUGGAGCAGGGGGGUCUGAUUUUACCCAGUUCUAAUAUACCAUUGCCUCAAGUAAAAACAGAAAAGGAAGAUUUUAUUGAACUUUGUACUCCUGGGGUAAUUAAACAGGAGAAAUUGGGCCCAGUUUACUGUCAAGGAAGUUUUUCUGGGACAAAUAUAAUUGGAAACAAGAUGUCUGCCAUUUCUGUUCAUGGUGUGAGUACCUCUGGGGGACAGAUGUACCACUACGACUUGAAUACUUCAUCCCUUUCUCAGCAACAGGAUCACAAGCCUGUAUUUAAUGUCAUUCCACCCAUUCCUGUUGGUUCAGAAAAUUGGAAUAGGUGCCAGGGAUCUGGAGAUGACAACUUGACUUCCUUGGGAACUUUGAAUUUCACCAAUCGAUCUGUUUUUUCUAAUGGAUAUUCAAGCCCUGGAAUGAGACCAGAUGUAAGUUCUUCUCCAUCUACUUCCUCCACGACAACGGGACCACCCCCCAAACUCUGCCUUGUUUGCUCCGAUGAGGCUUCAGGAUGUCAUUAUGGUGUCCUAACUUGUGGAAGUUGUAAAGUGUUCUUCAAAAGAGCAGUGGAAGGUAGGCAGCAUAAUUAUCUUUGUGCUGGAAGAAAUGAUUGUAUCAUUGAUAAAAUUCGAAGAAAAAACUGCCCAGCAUGCCGUUACCGAAAAUGUCUCCAAGCUGGAAUGAACCUAGAAGCUCGAAAGACAAAGAAGAAAAUUAAAGGAAUUCAGCAAACCAACCCAACAGGAACAAGAGAGAAUUCGGAAAGUCCUGUCAAUAAAACAAUGGUUCCUGCAUCUUUGCCACAGCUCACCCCAACAUUGGUGUCACUCCUGGAGGUCAUUGAGCCAGAGGUGUUAUAUUCGGGAUAUGACAGUUCAAUGCCUGAUACCACUUGGAGGAUCAUGUCAACACUUAACAUGCUGGGAGGACGACAAGUCAUUGCAGCAGUGAAAUGGGCAAAGGCGAUACCAGGUUUCAGAAACUUACACCUGGAUGACCAAAUGACCCUGCUGCAGUACUCUUGGAUGUUCCUGAUGUCUUUUGCACUAGGAUGGAGAUCCUACAAACAAGCAAGUGGGAACCUGCUGUGUUUUGCUCCUGAUCUGGUUAUAAAUGAGCAGAGGAUGAAUUUACCCUGCAUGUAUGACCAAUGUAAACAUAUGCUAGUUGUGUCCAAUGAACUACAAAGGCUUCAGGUUUCUUAUGAAGAAUAUCUCUGCAUGAAAACCCUAUUACUUCUCUCUUCAGUUCCCAAGGAAGGUUUGAAGAGCCAGUCACUCUUUGAUGAGAUUAGAAUGACUUACAUCAAAGAGCUGGGGAAAGCCAUAGUCAAGAGGGAAGGAAACUCAAGUCAGAACUGGCAGCGAUUUUAUCAGCUGACUAAACUUCUGGACUCCAUGCAUGAGAUAGUUGAAAACCUUCUGAACUAUUGCUUCCAAACGUUUUUGGAUAAGACCAUGAGCAUCGAGUUCCCGGAGAUGUUGGCUGAAAUCAUCAGUAAUCAGAUACCAAAAUACUCAAAUGGAAAUAUCAAAAAACUGCUCUUUCAUCAGAAGUGACUGCCUUAAUACAAAAGGUUGCCUUAAAGAAGUCAGAUUUAUAGACUGGUUCAUUUCUGUCCUUGUGGCGGCGUUCCUUCUGCAAUUAUGCACUACAUGUGGUUUCUAGAGGGCCAAGACUCGGACAUGGACAUGGUUGCUUUAAAACAACGGGAGCAGUAGGGAGAAAGGAAGUGAAAUAAAUCCUGGAAAUUAGACAUGUCAUCCUGGGAAAGACCUUCCUAGUGGACAAAAGAUGGCACCAUAAUUCCUGCUGCCAGGAAUCUGUAUCAUGAACAUUCUACUAGUGAUUUUCCACAAUUGGUUGGAUAUGUGUUUUCUAGAACUUUUUUUGAUCGUGUUUUUCUUUUUUUUUUUCCUUCCCUUCUCCCCCUGUAUAGUUAAGAUAGCCUUUUGAUUUAUGCAUGGUAACCUGAAAAAAAGUUUACAAAUGUAUGCCAGAAAAGGGAAGUUGUGCCUUUUAUAGCUAUAACUGUCCGGUUUUAGCAAUUUCCUUUACCUUUAUAUCCAGUGAACUUGGCCUGCCCAUUUUUCUUACAUCAUUUUUGUAUUCGAGUUGCCUGUUGUACAGCUGUCUGUUUCAGGUGGGCACCCGGUUCACAGCUUUCCUAAAUAAACGCUAACCAUUAUUCUUCUGUGCGAAAAUGGGUUGGUGCUUCUACCUCGAGAGUUUUUUGCUCUCAGGAGACCACAAACAAAAUUUUCUCAGACCUCAAGAAUCUUUACCGGUUAUCACCCUAUUGCUUUACAAGAUAUAUCUACACAUCUACAUAGCAAAUAGAUAUAGUUCCAUCUGGUAAUUAACUGGUACAUGUCACCCAGUCUGGUGGCCUGCUCAAUAAGCUAUGAAUAAGCUAUGGUAAAUAGAUAGUAACUUCUAGAAGUGGCCUGAUCACACAGGUAUGAUUGAGUGAAAAUCACAGGAGCAAGAUCCCAAACACACGGGUUCUAAUUCCUGCCAGCUCUGACGUUCUUCAGGCCUCUUUCCUCAUCAGGGUGUAAGAGAAUAAGUCCCUAGAAAGAUGGCAAGGAAGUGAGUUUUGAAUCUUGUUCAGGGACCCUUUUAUGAAAGAAUAUUGACCUUCAGAGUUUCAGAACAGCUCAGAAAAGUUUUUCAGUCAUAACUGGACACUGUGUCUGUUCUUAAAACCAGUGCUGCCCCUUCCUAAAUUUUACAUAAGUCAAUUUUAUUCGGAUUUUAAAAGGCUCAAUUUGCUGAACCACAAAAUCGAACCAAACAAAAAAACUGGCUAGACACCCAUUUUCACAUUCCCAUCUCACACCAAUUGGUCCCUGUCUCCUGGGGUACAGGAGACCCUCAGCUAUGAAUUUUUGUGAUUUCUGAUCGUAUUGUCAGACUUUUGUGUUUAUGAGGCUUACACAUCCCUUCCUCUUCACUUUCUCUUGUGCCAUAAACUUGACAAGGGGUCUUGUGAAUCUCUCCUCCUCACUGUGGGUGAUCAUUUUAGAAGAUUUAGAAGCUGUAGUAGCCCUUUCUGUGUGCACCUUACCAACUUUCUGUAAACUCAAAACUUAACCUAUUUACUGAGCCACAACAAGAAUUGAUUUUUAUUCAGUGGCCAAAUUAUUUGUGUAAUAGAAACUGAAAAAAAAUCUAAUAUUAAAAAUAUGAAACUUCUAAUAUAUUUUUAUAUUUAGUUCUACUUUCAGAUAUACAUAUAUAUAAAUAUAUAUCAUAUUGGUAUUCACUAAUCCAGGAAGGGAAGGGCUACUGCAGCUUUACAUGCAAUUUAUUCAAGUGAUUGUAAAAUAGCUUGUAUAGUGUAUAAUAAGAAUGAAUUUUUAGAUGACAGAUUGUUUUAUCAUGACAUGUUCUAUAUUUUUCAUAGGGUUCAGAGAAAUGCAGAAGGAUAAUCUAAACGAUUUAUAGUAUGCGUGUGUGUUUAUAUAGUUGGCGGUCCAUAGAUAGGAAGAGAGGGACUGAGGAGGCAAUCCUACAUGUGGCCAUUUUGCUUGGGCCAUAUCCCAUCAAAUUGAGCAUCAUCCCAUUACCUGGAAUUCCAAUCACUUUUCUUUUUCAGACAGUGAAUCUGUUAUCCCUACAUGUUGGUUUGUUUUUCUGCUGAACAAAAGAAAGAAAGAAAGAAAGGAAUGGAGAGAGAGAGAGCAAGCAGGGGGAUAAAGAGAAUGGCUCUUAGAUAUAUAGGGCACUGGCCAAUAGCAGGGUUACUUUCACAUACAGCCUCUCAUACAGCUUAGCAAAAACAGUGAUUUAAGGAGCUUGGCAAUAAUAACGCACACAGGUACCAGCAAUAUGUAUAUAUACUGCAAAGCAACACAAGUCAUUCACAAUACACUACUUCUUUUCUAUCCUAUGGCAAAACUUCACUUCCCAUUAAAGUAAGGGGUUGAGUGAGACUUUUCUUGGAUUGCUUUUGAAUGCUACAAGCUUCAGUAUUUGAUAUGUCUUUGCUUUUAUUUUUUUUUUUUAAUGGAGUAAUCACUUGCUUUUUUUCAAAUGCACGAUAAAAGGGAAAGCUUCUUUCCUCAUGGCCAGGAUCCAAGUGUUACUCUAAGAUAUUUUUCACCUAGCUGGAGGGGAAGUUUUACAGUGCCUCAGAAAUAAUGUUUUAAGAUUCAUGAUAGCGUUAGGUUUCAAAACCUGUUCCAGGAAAAGAAAUCUCUGCUCAGAGAAUAUGGUCAACACUCAUUUUCUCCCAAGUUUAAGAAAUGUAACGUACUGACAGUCUUUGUGGAAAGGUCCUACUGACAGUUGUGAGAUUGCCAUAAAGUCAUUUCCUGGGGAAAGAAUGGCACCCACCCUUUUGGGAUUAAUACGAAUGUAUAAAGAUUGCAGUUUUAACUAGGUCAAUGUUCAUGGGCUGCAAUUGUGGAUCUUGUACAAAAGUUAGACCAGGUGCUACUUGCAAGCAGCCUUCAUUCUCCCACUAGUAUUUAACUAUUCUCACCUUUUUAAAGUUGUUAUUCACUUUAGUGUGAGUUGUAAGGCAUGUGUGUCCCAUACAGAUACAUGAAAAAUGCUUCCGGUUAUAGCUCAAAAAUGUGAUCCUUCUUUGGUGACUUUAUAAUGUGAUAUUGAGUACCACAGAGAUAGAGCGAGGUAACUGAGCAACAUGGAAACAAAAUUCUGUGGCCUCCUGGUAUCUGCUAUUCUUCCAUCUUAGCAGGGAGACAGGAAAGGUAAUUGGUUUACAAAAGUAAGACAGGAAAUCCAUACUGCCCAACUUUUCAUCCAUGAAACGCUGUAUCACCAUCCUGUCCAAAGAAGGAAGAAGAGCCAGCAAUUGGUUUGUGUUAAUGGAAUUAGCAUAGAAUGAGAUUCAAAAAUGAAAUCUAACCUUGUUAUAAGUAGCACAUCAAAAAAAGCCUUCUCCCCUCCACAGAGACAGUGCUCAACUAUCCCUAAAUCUACAGGUUUAAUUAAACAUGCCUUCUGAAAAACUUGUCUUGAUAACCCCAUAGGCUGUUAAAAAAAAAAAAAAAAAACCCAGUAUAAUUGAGUUCCUUUGCUUUGAUAAAGGGAUAUGAUAUUGUCAAAUCACCAAAAAAAGGUUGUAGAUAUUAGUUAUAAUGUGUGUUUCAUCAGCCUGUUUCCAGCAUAAAGACAGUGGAGGGAAGGGAGAGAAGUACAAGGAGAAUACAUUAAACAGUAUUUUAAAUGGCACAACUGUCAUCCAAAACCAGGCACGUAUUCCAGGUCUCAGUGCAUCAGUGGCUAUGGGUGUGCUGAGACAAGAGCCUCAUUUUUAGGAAAGAAAUAGAGUCUCUUUCAAAGAAGGAUUCCGCUUUCUGAUGAAAGGCUGUGUGUAUGAAAAUAGCCCCCUUAGAUAUUUUACCUUGCCUAACCACAUAUAGAUUCAAGUGUGUCGAUAUUCUAUUUUGUAUAUUAAACAAAAGCUUAUGUAAGGGGAAAGAUCUAUAUUAUACUGUGUAUGGCAUUAUUAAAAAGCUUUUUCAUUAUUUUUUAUCACAGUAAUUUUAAAAUGUGUAAAAAUAAUUAAAACCAGUGACUCCUGUUUAAAAAAAAUAUAUAAAAGUUGUAGUUUUUUAUCCAUGCUGAAUAAUUCUGUAGUAAAGAGAAUAAUUCUGUAGUAAAACGUGUCUUUUUCAUCCACUCAGUGCAAUGGUGGAUUGUAAAAUCUCGUGUGGAAAUGUUUAACUUUUACUUUUCGUUUUAAUUCGCCGUCCCAGUAAUAUCACCCCACACGUUUGUACAGAAUUGGCAGUAAAUGGUAGUCAUUUACAGCUAUGCCAAAUCAUGGCCAGAAAUCGUAAUAAAAACUUGCUUUUUCCA
Sarcophilus harrisii (Tasmanian devil) is the source of this 7050-nucleotide messenger RNA. It is a transcript of the gene NR3C1, whose product is annotated as nuclear receptor subfamily 3 group C member 1. The coding region runs from base 468 to 2774 and encodes 768 amino acids. NCBI's taxonomy places the organism in Eukaryota, Metazoa, Chordata, Mammalia, Dasyuromorphia, Dasyuridae. The transcript is spliced from 9 exons. Gene Ontology annotation, biological process: regulation of DNA-templated transcription; nuclear receptor-mediated glucocorticoid signaling pathway. Gene Ontology annotation, cellular component: nucleus. Gene Ontology annotation, molecular function: DNA-binding transcription factor activity; steroid binding; sequence-specific DNA binding. The record is from RefSeq and is a predicted model, not a curated record.